Spea bombifrons (plains spadefoot toad) is the source of this 2635-nucleotide messenger RNA. It is a transcript of the gene TTC27, whose product is annotated as tetratricopeptide repeat domain 27. Lineage: Eukaryota; Metazoa; Chordata; Amphibia; Anura; Pelobatidae. Bases 37 to 2547 code for a protein of 836 amino acids. The transcript is spliced from 20 exons. The record is from RefSeq and is a predicted model, not a curated record. Gene Ontology annotation, molecular function: protein binding.
UUUAAAUCUGUGUCGGUCCCCACCUAUUUGGUCUGAAUGUGGACUUCUCUGGAGAAGGAUGUGCUGAGGGGCUUCUCAGUGACAUCGCAAUCUGAACCACCAGUGAAUGCAGAAAUCAGCUCACUGCUGCGGCAGCUGUUUGAAGGCAAUUAUGAAAGUAUUCUCCUCAGUCCACGUGUGCAGGACAUCUUCACAGCACCAACCACACAUGAGAAGAUUGAUCUCUACCUGGAGAAACACAUAUCUGCAUACUUAGAUACCUCUUCUGAUCUUGAUGAUGACAGACAGUUGGUGGUAUUUCUUUUGGGAGUUUGCUGCCUUCACCUUUUUGUUCAGAGUAAUUGGACUGGACCACCUGUCAAUUCAGAACCCCAAGAUUUCUUACCACCGUCAUUAUUUGAACAAUCUUCAGAGAGUAAAGCAGUGUGUGCUGAGAUUCUGAGCACGCUCGUUCUUGAUGGGGAAUCAGUCUACAGCCUGACAGCCAAUCCAAUCUUCUUACUGCUGGCCAGAGUAAUCCUCGUGAACCUCCGGAACAAACUCACAGCAUUCCAGUUGCUACCAUGUUGGACCCUAAGAUGCGUGAACAUACAUCAGCAGUUACUGGAAGAGAGGUCUCCUGAGCUGUUUGCUGUUGCUACAACCUGCAUUGAUGAAGUUAAAGGAAUUGAAAACUUGUUUACAGAAGAUUCCAUGGGCUUAUUUGUACAACUUCACCUAGAGCUUGGAUAUACGUGUCUGUAUUAUUACGACUACAAAAAUGCAAAGCAACAUCUCCAAACAGCUAAAGAUAUAACCAAACUAGAGGUUCUUCUCACUGGUGCUUUGGGAAAACGGACGCGCUUUCAGGAAAACGACUUGGCUCAGCUUGUUCUCGAUGUGCAGAGGAAAGGGGACUCCUUCCUACGCAACGGACUGACGCCAACCCCGACCCCUGUAGAGAGCCUGCCAAAGAGCCUCGAAUUACAAGAUGACACCAUUUUAAAUAAGGUCAAAUUUGCGGAUCCCGAUCAGUUCCAGAUGCCUGACCUGUGUGCGGAGGAACUGGCACUGAUCCUUGGAAUUUGCAUUGAUUUCCAGAAGAACAACCCAGUGCACAAAUUAACAGACGAGGAAUUGCUGGCAUUCACUUCAUGUUUGCUUUCACAACCAAAAUUCUGGGCCAUCCAAACCAGUUCACUAAUUCUAAGGACCAAAUUGGAAAAAGGAAGUACUCGACGUGUUGAAAGAGCUAUGAUGCAGACUCAGGCGCUUGCUGACCAGUUUGAAGGAAAGGAGCCACCUGUCAGUGAACGUCUGAAAGUUUUUUACUGUUCGCAGAUGCCUCCAAUUUGGCAUAUUCAGAGACAACUUGCCAGCUUACUGUUUGACCUGGGAUGUACUAGUUCCGCUCUGCAGAUCUAUGAGAAGUUAGAGAUGUGGGAAGAUGCUGUCAUCUGCUAUGAACGAGUAGGACAGCAUGGGAAGUCUGAAGAGAUUCUGAGGCGAGAGCUGGAGAAAGAAGAAACACCACAUCUCUAUUGUCUUCUUGGAGAUGUUCUUCGAGACCACCAGCACUAUGACAGAGCUUGGCAACUGUCCAAGCAGCGAAGUGCCCGCGCUAUGCGCUCAAAGGGUCUUCUUCAUCUACGGAACAGGGAGUUCCAGGAAUGUGUGGAAUGCUUUGAAAAAUCUGUUAUGAUCAACCCAAUGCAGCUUGGCGUUUGGUUCUCCUUGGGAUGUGCCUAUAUUACAUUGCAUGGAUAUGAGGGAGCUGCUAAAGCUUUUCAACGCUGCGUAACUCUGGAGCCUGAUAAUGCCGAAGCUUGGAAUAAUUUGUCAACAGCCUAUAUCCGGCUAAAACAGAAGCAAAGAGCUUUCCGAACUCUGCAAGAAGCCAUUAAAUGUAACUUUGAACACUGGCAGAUCUGGGAGAAUUACUUAGUGACCAGCACAGACGUGGGGGAGUUUUCAGAGGCAAUUAAAGCUUAUCAUCGGUUAAUGGACUUGCGUGAUAAAUACAAAGAUGUACAGGUACUAGAGAUAUUGGUUAAAGCGGUUUCUAAUGGCAUAGAGGAUUGCAGGGGUGAAUCUUCAAGCAGCCUGAAAGCCAAGCUACAGGAAUUGUUUGGUAGAGUGACCUCAAAUGAUUCCAGUGAUGCCAAUAUAUGGAGAGCAUAUGCUAAACUGUAUGGGAAUGGUGAAUCGGAAAACAUGGACGAUAAUGAAAAGGCCUUGCAGUUUCUGACAAAAGCUCACAAGUGUGAUACUCAGAAAAGUGGCUGGCAAAAUGAUAUUCCUUCAUUCAAAGAGAUUGUAAACGGAGCUGUGGACCUUGCGCACGUGGCAAUAAAAUGCAGUCGAAACAAAACGAAUGCUCAGGAAGCAGUGCAGAUGCUGUCCUCGGCUCGUCUCAAUCUCCGUGGCUUGUCCUCUAAAGCAAAGCAACUCUUUACAGAUGCGGAAAGUGGACACGUCUCUGCAGAGCUGGCAGAAGAAGUCCAAACAAUGGACAGUCUUAUCAUGGAGCUCCAAGAAAUCGGAAAUCAGUUCCGAAACCAGUGUUAAAGGAACAUUUAAAAAAUAAACAUACUUUUGUGGAAGAACUCGGCCUCCAUGUGUAACUUUGCUUAAUAAAGACUUUCUUUAUAAGAAA